Messenger RNA from Jaculus jaculus (lesser Egyptian jerboa), 2483 nucleotides. It is a transcript of the gene Klhl38, whose product is annotated as kelch like family member 38. NCBI's taxonomy places the organism in Eukaryota, Metazoa, Chordata, Mammalia, Rodentia, Dipodidae. Gene Ontology annotation, molecular function: protein binding. The transcript is spliced from 4 exons. The record is from RefSeq and is a predicted model, not a curated record. Bases 278 to 2023 code for a protein of 581 amino acids.
AGGGCCUUCGGCAUAAACAAAUCCAGACUCCUAGGACAAAUCACUUGCCAACUGCAAGGAAGGCCUGGGGCUCAUGGUUUCACUCUGAGCUCCAGGUGGAAACUUUCCGGGGGGGACAAGACAGACCCAGCACCCGCGGAUGCCACUGCGGCAAGACAAGCGUGGUGACUGGACAUGAUCCUGAGGCCUGGAGACCCCCACAGCUGGUCUCUCUGAUUCGUGGUGCUAGCAAAACUUGAGCUUGCUUGCUCUGGGGGCUUCCUCUCCUCUUUGUAGGAUGGAUGAGGAGUCGUCAGCCGGGCUUCUCUUCAAAGACCACAGCUUCUCCUCUGACUUGUUGAGGCAGCUCAAUGGCUUAAGACAGAGCAGGAUCCUCACCGACGUGAGCAUCUGCACCGGGGCCGGGGAGGUGCCCUGCCACCGCAACGUGCUGGCCUCCAGCAGCCCCUACUUCAGGGCCAUGUUCUGCAGCCACUUCCGGGAGAGCCAAGAGGCCAAAGUGCAGCUGCAAGGUCUCGACUCGGUGACUCUGGAGCUGAUUGUCACGUACGUGUACACGGGGGAGGCGCACAUCACAGCGGUCAACGUGCUCCCACUGAUGGAGGCGGCUGCUAUGCUACACUACCCCAGGCUGUUUGAGGCCUGUUCCUCUUACCUGCAGAGCCAGCUGGCCCCCAGCAACUGCCUGAGCCUGGUCAGACUCGCCGAAAUCUUAAGCUGUGACAGCCUCAAGAGGAAAGCCAGGGAGGUGGCCCUGGCGAACUUCCCGGAGGUGGCGGCAUCGGCCGACCUGAAGGAGCUCUGCGCCUUGGAGCUGAGAGACUACCUGGGAGACGACGCGCUCUGUGGGGAGGAGGAGAAGGUGUUUGAGACCCUCAUGGCUUGGGUCAAGCAUGACCCCCAGACCCGGAGGCAGUAUAUGCAGGAACUGUUGCAGCAGGUGCGACUGCAGUACAUCCAUCCAGCCUUCUUCCACCACUUCAUCGCCGGCGAUGCCCUCCUCCAGUCCUCCCCUGCGUGCCAGGCCAUCCUGGACGUGGCCAGGAAGCGGGUGUUCUCUUUGCACGGCUCCAGCACCCCGGACUGCAAUCCCCUGUGGCCCACCCCUCCAAGGAGCUCCUAUCAAGACUUCCUCCUCCUCUUGGGGGGACGGAAGGAUAACCAGCAGACCACCCGAGAUGUCCUUCUCUAUAGUGCGCAGACCGGCCAGUGGCAGAGCCUUGCCAAACUCCCCAGCCGGCUGUACAAGGCGUCAGCCGUCACCUUGCACCGUAGCAUCUAUGUGCUGGGGGGCAUGGUCAUCAGCGAGGGCAAGAGUGUCGUCAGCCGCAGCGUCCACAUCUUCUCCCUGAAACUCAACCAGUGGAGGCUGGGGGAGCCCAUGCUAGUGGCCCGCUACUCCCACAGAAGCACUGCCCACAAGAACUUCAUAUUCUCCAUUGGGGGCACUGGGGAAGGGCAGGAGCUCCUGGGCUCCAUGGAGAGAUAUGACAGCAUCGGCGACAUCUGGGAGACCAUGGCCCGCAUGCCAGUGGCAGUGCUCCAUCCUGCUGUCGCCGUGAAGGACCAAAGGCUCUACAUCUUUGGGGGUGAAGACAUCAUGCGGAACCCUGUGCGCCUCAUCCAGGUUUACCACAUUUCCAGAAACACGUGGUUCAAAAUGGAGACGCGGAUGAUCAAGAACGUGUGCGCCCCUGCGGUGGUGCUGGGGGAGCGGAUUGUCAUCGUGGGAGGUUACACAAGGAGAAUUCUUGCUUAUGACCCUCGCUCUAACAAAUUUGUCAAGUGUGCCGAUAUGAAAGACCGCAGGAUGCACCACGGGGCCACGGCGAUGGGAAGCAAGCUCUACGUGACGGGCGGGAGGCGGCUGACCACGGACUGCAACAUCGAGGACUCGGCCUCCUUCGACUGCUAUGACCCUGACACAGACACCUGGACGUCCCAGGGACAGCUGCCACACAAGCUCUUUGACCAUGCCUGCCUAAGUCUCCAGUGCAUACCCCACGUGAUCGGCCUCUCGUGACAGCCACAAGGAACCUGUGGCCGGCAAGGGACCCACCCAGCUCCAAAGACCUAAGGAUGCGAGAGUGAGUCACAGGCUGAGGUGACAAUGUUUCCAUCCUCCAUGUGCCCAGUCUUGCAAAACAAUGCUCAUAGGCCCUUAUUGGACUCUAUGCUUACUUCUGGAGCCUCUUACUGUUACCAAGAAUCUUGCUACUAAAGCUGGACAGGUAUGGAUCGUGUCAUUCCAGACAAGGGUGGCAUUAGCUACUGGAUUGACUGCCCACCUGAACUUCCUGGAAUAGGUCAGAAACAGUCCCCCAAGAGAAGAAAUUCUGGGAUGACAAGCACACGUGUCCAGAGUACCCCCAACAUCUGGAAUGAAAGGGUUGCCACUGCUAAGUUUCUCUGCAUUCUCUCACAGUACGCUGAAAUGCCAGCAAAGAAGGUUUUCAAAAUUAUCUUGCACUGGGAAGCAUUUA